AGUAACAUAAACAUAUCAACCACAUGAAGGUCAUUCUCUUCGUCCUCUUUAUAGAUACUGGAGCAGCAACUGGUGCUGCAGCUGCUCCAGCGCCCGUUCCUCAAAUCAAUUGUUUGAGCUGGCGUAUAGCAGUUGAAACCAACAACAUCCGUAACUGGAAAACAGUGCCCGCUCAAUGCAAACGCUACGUGAGCGAGUACAUGACUAGCCAGCAAUACCGCGACGACUGUAACGUUGUGGUCAUUAGGGUGUGCAUUCGAAUCGGGUCAAAAUCGAAUCGAUCAAUCGAAUGCAUACCCCUAGUGGUCAUCGUUGCUAUCGACUACGCGAAGUCCCUUAACGUUUCCAAAGAAGGAAAGGACCUUUGGGUCUUUAAUAUUGAUGAAACCACCCUCUCUAAUGUUCCUUAUUAUUCUCGUCCUGAAGUCGGCUAUGGGGCAACAAAAUCCAACGUUGGGAAGAAGUUUGAGUCGUGGAUUAAAGAAGGAAAAUCACCAGCAGUGCCAGGUGCUCUGUUACUGUAUAAAACAUUGUUGGAGUUGGGUAUUAAACCAAUCUUUAUUACGGACACAAAGGAAGAAUUCAGACAAGUGAGAAUUGCAAACCUAAAGAAAGCUGGCUACCAUUCUUGGUUUAAGUUCAUUUGCAAGGGAAAAAAUGAUUCAGAAUUAUAUACAGAACAUAGAGGUAACUGGAAAACUCAGAAAAGGGCUGAAUUGGUGAAAGCUGGAUACAGACUUGUUGGCAACUAA
Molecule: messenger RNA, 752 nt
Organism: Nicotiana attenuata
Lineage: Eukaryota; Viridiplantae; Streptophyta; Magnoliopsida; Solanales; Solanaceae
Product: acid phosphatase 1-like
Exons: 4
Coding region: 24-752 (242 amino acids)
Source: RefSeq, a predicted model, not a curated record